Molecule: messenger RNA, 770 nt
Organism: Punica granatum (pomegranate)
Lineage: Eukaryota; Viridiplantae; Streptophyta; Magnoliopsida; Myrtales; Lythraceae
Source: RefSeq, a predicted model, not a curated record
ACGCCCCUUUUUCCUCGGUCCGCUCCUCAGUCUCCAGAUCCUCUCUCUCUCUCUCUAUCUCUAUCUCUCUCUCUCUUCAAAUUCCGGCAAAGAAAAAUCGGAAAUGGUCAUCGUCGGGAAGCUGACGAAGCUGAAGUCCGCCAUGAAGCGGUGGCCCUCCUUCACCAAGACCACCCGCAGCCCCUCCAACCAGGUGACCGCCGCCCCACCCGCCGCCGCCGUCGGCGACCACGGCGGCCACAACCUCCACGCCGUCUACGUGGGGAAGUCCCGGCGGCGGUACCUCGUGAGCUCCGAGGUCACCGCGCACCCGCUGUUCCGGGAACUGGUGGUGGAGGAGGAGGGCGGCGGAGGGGGGUUCGUGGUGGCGUGCGAGGUGGUGCUGUUCGAGCACCUGCUGUGGAUGCUGGAGAACAACGCGGCGGAGGAGGGACAGCUCCUCGGCUCCAUGGACGAGCUCGUCGAGUUCUACACUUGCUGAUUGAUCGAUCGAUCGAUCAUCAAUGAGACGGAAAACUCCAUUCCAUUUUCUUUCUUUCUGCUUUUUCGGAGAAGUUUAUGAAAAAUCUCUGUUGUAAUUAAAAGAUUAAUUCUUAGGGUUUAGAUGAUAAUCGAUGGUGAUUAGUGAAUGAGAGAAGAGACUGAUUGAUUUUUCCCUCCAAAGGGUGAGGAAUAAUUUCUUUCUUUUGUACUUUUUGUUGAGGAUGAUAAAUUUAAUAUAUGAUGAUAUUGAAUAUAAUUAGGACUGUUAUUAAGGUCUUACUAAGAAA